Messenger RNA from Brassica oleracea var. oleracea, 1031 nucleotides. Its product is annotated as putative cysteine-rich repeat secretory protein 13. The transcript has 2 exons. The record is from RefSeq and is a predicted model, not a curated record. NCBI's taxonomy places the organism in Eukaryota, Viridiplantae, Streptophyta, Magnoliopsida, Brassicales, Brassicaceae. Bases 107 to 895 code for a protein of 262 amino acids.
AAGGUCACCAAAGUAGAAAUUAAAAAAGGAAUCAUAAUCACUUCAACUCUAAAAUUCUCAUCAAGUCUCCUAUAUAAACAUCUCCACUUCUCAAAGAUCACAAACAAUGCCUUCAAUUUUUGGAUCGGCCCCUAUCUUGGCCGUGGUGGCCAUACAACUCCUCCUUAUACCCAGCGUUGUUUCUUCCCUCAACGUUACCAAUGAGUAUAUCCACCACGCAUGCAACAACACCCAAGGGAAAUUCAAGCCAGGGAGUGUGUUCGAGAAAAAUCUCAAUAUCGCCCUCAAAAAUAUAUCCGCCUUUAAUCUGCACAAAGGUUUCGCCCUUGACUCUAAUAUGGAUAGACCCUACAAAAAUAUACCUCCCGAUACCGCCUUCGUCAUGCUCCAGUGUCGUGGCGACUCCUACGGGUCUAAGUGUCGCUCGUGCCUCGCCACAGCCCUCUCUGGGCUUCGUAAGAAAUGUCCGAGAAACAAAGCAGGAACAAUAUGGUAUGACCAAUGCACUCUGGAUAUUUCUACAUACAGUGCCGGCGACAGCAGAAUCCUCUACGAUAAUUAUUUUUGUAAGGAGAACCCAAAGGACCUGAGCGGAGAUACGCAGAUGUUCAUUAAGAAGAAGGUUGCUUUCACCGAAAAGCUAUUGUCUGAAGUCAAAAAGUUGGGCAAAAACGGGAAGGGGCCACUGUACGCAACAGGGGAGACGAUGAUCGGGACAAAGAAGCUUUAUGGAAUGAUGCAAUGUACGGACGAGUUAUAUGAGAAUGGUUGCUAUGUGUGCCUAGAUUGGAUUAUCAGUGAGCAUCCAUUGUGCGGCCGUGAAAAACAAGGAGUUAGAUAUUUGUGUAGAAGUUGUAAUGCAAGGUUUGAGCUUUACCCUUUUCUUAGAACUUAAGACUGUUUGAUGGGAGCUCUUUGUUUGAUGUUUGAAUAGGUGCUAUAUCAGGGAAUAAAAAGUCUUAUUCUCUUUGUUGUUAAUUUAUAUAACACAACAGUAUGUAUGGAGAGGUCCUAAGCUUCUUUUUAUUUUA